CUUGUAGGCUGGACAAGCAUAUGUACUUUAACAUAUCUUUUAAAUGUUAAAAAUGUUUACUUUGGUGAACUUAAUAAAACAAAAGUGGUUGUAAAAAAACUUGCACAUGACUGGGAACUGUGGAAUGGUGACAAAACAAUAUGCAAACUAAAUGAUUUGCCUGAAAACUGCGACGUAAGAAGAGCUAUGAAAACGUUAUCUUUAGAGGUGCUUCAUUUACCAGUGGCAUUAACAUCUGUGCUGACUAUUUAUAACAAAGUACUUGAAAAAAUUAAAGGACUAACAGAUAUAACAAGCUGCCCUUCACAAAGGUUAAUUCAACAUAUUCAUGAAAAUGUAAGAGAAACACUCAGUAAAAUGACCUUACACAAAGACUUGCAAGAAAGUGAAGGGGAGAUUAUUGCAAAUGUUGUGUAUAGUAUGGUUAUUAAUCCUGAACCACUUAUCCUUCAAGCAUUUCCCGCAAAGGCUGGGUGGCCAUUUCCUGUGUACAAAGGAGGAUGUGGGAGGACAGUUGUUGAGGAUUUUGUGGGAAGAACUCUUGCAGAGUAUGAAGAUGCUCCUUGGCCAGUACGAGCCAACUUAGCGCGUCAGUUGAUCGAGAUGGCUCAGAUUCUUACAGAAAACUCACUAGACUUUGCUCUCUAUCUUACUGAUGUGAACACCAACAACUUUGCAGUGAAUGCAGACCAAAAGGUUGUCCUUGUAGAUGCAGAAAAUAUCAUUAUUGUAGACAGAUUGCAAGUUAGAAAAGAAAAACCACAUGGUUGGUCUAAGCCUUAUACCAAUGAUGUAAUUGGUUGCCUUGACUGUUUGAGUUUCUCACCUGAAGACCUGUGUGCUCAUGACCUGGCUGAUCAUAAUUAUUAUGCUAUCUGUGCUGGGAUCCUGGCUCCAGAUGCAUAUUAUUCUUCUAGAAAUGGAUUUCUACAUGGUAUUCCUCCUCAUAUUGACUUACAAACAAACUUAUCCCAUUUGGUUAAAGAAUGUGCACAUCCAACAUCCCAGUUCAACAGAUUUCUAAUCGUCCCAAGAACAUUCACACAGACAAACAAGCCAACUUGAAGUUACACCACCCAGAGCUGAUCUUGUCUCCGAGCCAGCAAGUUCAACAGACUCACCUGACUAACAAUUCAUCCCGAUCAUUUAUAUCACCAUUCAGUCCAUUCUCAACAACCAACUCUCCGCUAUAUCCAUUGGUUUCCCGCAUCAAUCCCAUCCACACAAACCUUUCAGUAUCUACACCAUUGCUCUCUUCCAUGACUAUUCUCCCAGAAGCUCUUUCUGUCCCUAGGAACCUACCAUUAACUCUAACUCCAAUGAUCUAAAAAUGAACGUUAGUUUACUUUCAGUGUUAAUGUCAAAUUUUCAUUUCUUUUAUUAGUGGAUUUCAGAUUUU
Limulus polyphemus (Atlantic horseshoe crab) is the source of this 1399-nucleotide messenger RNA. Its product is annotated as deleted in autism protein 1-like. NCBI's taxonomy places the organism in Eukaryota, Metazoa, Arthropoda, Merostomata, Xiphosura, Limulidae. The coding region runs from base 187 to 1065 and encodes 292 amino acids. The transcript has 4 exons. The record is from RefSeq and is a predicted model, not a curated record.